UGAUGAAUGAGGAAUUCUGAAUCAUUCCUUCAGCUUUUCAGUGCCGCUUGUCUUUUCCCUUUCUUGAUAUUCACCUUCUGACAUGGUAUCAAAGCAGGUCAAUUCCUAGAACCAACUGCUGCUCUUCCUGCUAAUGAAUCAGUAUAAAGAACUUGCUGAUCAGAUUUCAUUCUCUCUUUUACAGUAAGUUAUUCAUCUUCUCCUCUGGUUUAUUAGCAAAAUCAGCUUAAUAUUCAUUGACAAACACCCUUAUAACAGCCAUGGCUGAGUCUACUGAAGCUAGAUCAAGUACUAGUGUACAAAUCACAAACCUAUCACCCAUAUCAGACCCUCUCUCACCAUAUUAUUUACAUUACACAGAUCACCUUGGAUCUGUGAUCAUUAACCCAAAAGUAGCCACUAAUAACUACAUAUCUUGGAGUAGAUCCUUCCUAUUGGCAUUUUCUAUCAGGAACAAAACAGGAUUCAUUAAUGGAACCAUAGCAAAACCUGCAGUCACAGACCCACUUUAUUCAUCAUGGACUCGUUGUAACAACUUGAUAGUGGCAUGGUUACUUGAUUCCAUUUCACAACCAAUAGCCUCUACUGUCUUCUAAAUGGAUUCAGCCGCAGAAAUAUGGAAUACCCUCAAACAAAAUUUUGCUCAGCCAGACGAUACUAGGGUCUGCAACUUGCAGUAUACCUUAGGGAAUGUCAGUCAAGGAGCAAGAACAGUAGAUGUGUAUUUCAUUGAACUUAAGGGUAUUUGGGAGGAGUUAAGGAACUAUCGUCCAUUGCCUCAUUGUGAAUGUGGAAGCUACAAUCCUGGUUGUUUCAAGAAGUACACAGAUCAGUUUCAAAAGGACAUGGUUUUCAGAUUUCUCAACGGAUUGAAUAAGUCAUUUUCUGCUAUAAGGUCACAAGUUUUGUUAAUGGAUCUCAUUCCAGGCCUAGAUAAAGUAUAUAGCCUAAUCUUGAGGGAGGAAUCACAGAGAAAUAUCCUUGUUCAACCACAGCCUCUUUUAGAAUCCUCUGCCAUAUACACUGCAGCAGACAACAAGAAAAAGGCAAGAAAAGACAUAAUUUGUAACCACUGUGGUAAGAAAGGACACACUAAAGACGAAUGCUACAAGAUUAUUAGCUUUCUUGAUGAUUUUAAGUUCACAAAAGGAGGGAGGUCCAAUCCUAGAAGGGGUAAGAACCUUGUUAACAAUGUGUUUGCAGUCUCUGAUGCAUCAACAGAUAGUGAAUCUCAAGUUGAAACAGAGGAAGAGCAGGCAAGUGCAGGAUUUGUGUGCCAACUGUCUAUGAUCAAGCAACAGGUUAACAAGCUGAUGCAACUCUUAAGUGAGAAUGGUAUAAGCAGCAAUGAAGGUAAGGGCAUUUCAUCAAACACUCAGCAGGCAAACCAUUCACUUGUAAAUUCAGCCAUAGCAGGACAUCCCUUCAUGGACUGUGAUUGGGGUUACUAGAGCUUUCUCAGGGCUAUGCUUCAUGCAAGAUAAUUCAGAUGAAC
Molecule: messenger RNA, 1495 nt
Organism: Theobroma cacao (cacao)
Lineage: Eukaryota; Viridiplantae; Streptophyta; Magnoliopsida; Malvales; Malvaceae
Source: RefSeq, a predicted model, not a curated record